AUGGUUCUCGAUGCUGUUGCAACGUCCGAAAGCGCUUUGUUGCGUGCUCUGGAGAGGUUGAAGGCCACUGCAGGUCCUGGAACAGUUCAUCCUUCGUCCGACUCACUUGUUAAAGGCGAGACAGAUGACAGCGAAGAUGAGUAUCAGCCGGGUCAACAAGAGUCGGAACAAGAUCAAGCAGACGAAACAAAAUUAGUUACAUUGAAAAAUGCUCACCGUGUCACUCAGCGCGCCAUGCUUACCAUGGAAAGAGAGGGGAAGCAACGCCAUGCAGACGAGCAGGUCGGGUUCAUCAUCAUAAAACGCGACAACAACAAGCCAGAUACCUAUGGCGAGUCGUCAGAAACAUACGGCCCACUGCCGUGGCCGGGGGUCGCCGAAGCAUACAACAAAAAGUAUGAUAUGUCUGUCGGUCCAGCGGCGAUGGAAAAGCGCGCGCGACAACAUCGACCUGCUUGGUUAGCCAAACAUCCAGGUUAUCCCCUCAAAAUAGUGUACGCAAAGAAACCAAAAGCACAAGCCGCUCGGCGCUCGAAGGUUGCCACCCUACACGCUCACGCUCCUUGCGUGCAAGCCUACACCAACAACCAAAAGAUGCGUGCGGAUAAGGCCGAAGGUUCCAUCUCCAAUGAACGCAUCGCUGGAUGGAUGCCUCCAGAUGCCAUUCGAAAUCGAGCAGACGUACAUAACUACAUAGACGACCUGAUGUCGGCACACGUCGAAAAGGUUGUACUAGAGGUACAUGACGCACAUGACUCACCAUCUGAAGUUGUCAUCGGCGACCUCGAAGACCUUGGUAGCAGCUCCGUGGUGCUUCAGCAAUUAAUGGCUGCCGACAGCGAAACGACAGUACAGGUUGAAUGCUCAUCUAUAGAGGUCGUUCAGUGCUUCAAGAUGACCAUAUGUGUCGGCUGA
Messenger RNA from Alternaria metachromatica, 915 nucleotides. RefSeq lists its product as uncharacterized. The transcript is spliced from 3 exons. NCBI's taxonomy places the organism in Eukaryota, Fungi, Ascomycota, Dothideomycetes, Pleosporales, Pleosporaceae. The record is from RefSeq and is a predicted model, not a curated record. Bases 1 to 915 code for a protein of 304 amino acids.